AUGCCGCAAGCUGCGCUCGCGUUUCCGCCGGCAUACACGCUUGUCGGUGUGUACCGCCUGACGCACGAUCCAAACAUCUGGCGGCCGCACUGGCGGGCAGUUAGCAAGUCGGCGAGCCAAGCGCUACUGCUUGCUGUUCUGUGGCUUGUACUGACCAUGCCUUUCCAGCUGUACAUUGCAUCGCCGUUCAUCGGCCGCGUGGGCUCUGCUGUCGGUGCGCGGCAUGCAUACGAUAUGGCGGCGCGUGUCGCACAAGCCGUGCACAUCCCCAUGUUUACCUACGCGACGCUCACAAAAGUGCUGGUCGUGCUGAACCAAAUCAACUCGCUCAUGGAGCUCCGCAUGGGAAAGCAGCUGCGCGUGUUCCGCCAAACAGCAUAUGCAGAUACCGUUGCAUCGCGCGGCAAGGCUGCAGAGUGGUGGGUGCCGUAUACAGAAGAGUGGGAGCAGCCGCCCGACACUGCGCCCAGCGCGCAGCCACGCACGUUGCCCGGCCGCAUCACUGGCGCCGUGCGCGGCCGAUGUAUCCGCUUUGCUGUGCGCAAGGUAAGCAUGAUCUUUUUCAGCUCAAUCCCGCUGUUUGGCAUGGUCUGUUACGCAAGCGCCGCGGCCGUGUCCUACACCUCGUCCUUGCUACAGCCCAUGUACAAGGCCAAGCGCAUGUCUACGCACCAAAUCGCGCUCUGGGACGAAGAGCACCGCACGGAAUACUUUUUCUUUGGGCUCUCUGCACUCUUGCUAGAGCAUAUUCCCGUGCUGGGCCUCGUGUUCAGCGUCUCCAACCGCAUCGGAGCGGCCAUGUGGGCGCACGAUCUCGAGAAGCGGCAGCACCGGUUCCGGCGCGGGGAACUCGACCGUGUUGCACAGUCGCAGCACUUUCCGGCAGACGGCGCUCCGGGAGCGUAUAGACAUGCUACGCGUGCGGACGUGCCCGCGCGCAAGAGCGUUGCAGCCGAGCCAGCAGUGUAG
Malassezia vespertilionis is the source of this 969-nucleotide messenger RNA. RefSeq lists its product as uncharacterized. Bases 1 to 969 code for a protein of 322 amino acids. Lineage: Eukaryota; Fungi; Basidiomycota; Malasseziomycetes; Malasseziales; Malasseziaceae. The record is from RefSeq and is a predicted model, not a curated record. The transcript has a single exon.